CAACCGCCAUAAAACGACAAAGAAGAAGAAGAAGAAUAGCUGCAGGAGCUGGAAGCUUUUUCUUUUGGGUUAUUGCGUUAUCAUAAUAAUAAUAGAUAGAAUAUAAUAUAAAAUAACGCAAUUCUGUUAGUAAAUUACGAGUAUUUCAAUUAAAGCCAGUUAAAACCAGAACCAGUGUUUUGUUAGCGAUAGUUCAGGCUGCAGCGCGAUGGCGAACCGUAACCUACAGCAGGUGAAUAAUCCGAGCAGCGCCAAAGAUGCAUCUCCGCAGCCGCAGAACGUGAACUCUCCAGCGGAUCCCAGCGAGGUCACGGACGCUCCCCCGCCUCCGGACCCGAGUCCUGCCGACACCGAGCCUCACGAGAUGACCGUGAACCUGAAGAACUUUCGGAGACCCGGGGAGAAAACAUUCACCCAGCGGUGCAGACUCUUUGUCGGUAAUCUCCCAUCGGAUAUGACGGAGGACGAUUUCAAGAAGAUGUUUUCCAAAUAUGGCGAAGCAAAGGAGGUUUUCAUCAACCGAGACCGAGGAUUCGGCUUCAUUCGGCUGGAAACAAGAACACUUGCAGAGAUUGCUAAGGCUGAGUUGGACGGCACGAUGCUGGGGAACAGACCCAUCCGUAUUCGUUUUGCCACACACGGGGCUGCGCUCACAGUCCGAAACCUCUCUCCAGUGGUGUCCAAUGAGCUGCUGGAGCAGGCCUUCUCCCAGUUCGGCCCAGUUGAGCGGGCAGUUGUGGUGGUUGAUGACCGAGGUCGACCCACAGGAAAGGGGAUUGUGGAGUUUGCCAAUAAGCCUGCUGCCCGGAAAGCCUUGGACCGCUGUGCAGAUGGAGCCCUUCUGCUUACAAUGUCUCCUCGUCCAGUCAUUAUUGAGCCGACAGAACAGUUUGAUGAUGAAGAUGGGCUGCCAGAAAAGCUGUUGCAAAAAUCAGCACAGUAUCAUAAGGAAAGGGAGCAGCAGCCACGCUUUGCUCAGCCAGGAACCUUUGAGUUUGAGUACUCCUCGCGCUGGAAGGCUUUGGAUGAGAUGGAGAAACAGCAGAGGGAACAAGUGGAACGCAACAUACAAGAGGCAAAGGAGAAACUGGAGGCCGAAAUGGAGGCUGCCAAACAUGAGCAUCAACUCAUGAUGAUGAGACAAGAUCUCAUGAGACGUCAAGAGGAGCUGCGGCGCUUAGAGGAGCUCAGGAAUCAGGAGCUGCAGAAACGCAAGCAGAUUGAGAUGAGGCAUGAGGAAGAGAGACGUAGACGUGAGGAGGAUAUGAUGCGUCAUAGAGAGCAGCUUGACACGAGACGCCAACCAGAUGGAUUCAAGCCCAGUUUCAUGGAGAGUAGAGAACAGGAUAUGAGAAUGAAUGAAAUGGGAAGCCGUGGAGGCAUUAAUAUGGGAGAUUCAUUUAACCCUGUAGCUGCGGUUAGUGGAAACCCUUCACAAAUGGGCUUAGCAGGGCGAGUCGGAGCCAUGGGGCCUGAUGGAUCAUCAAAUAUGGGGACUCCCCUAAUUCCAGAUAAUGGAGUGAUGAACUCUUCCAUCUGCACUGAAGGCACGCUGGCUGCUGCUGCUGGCGGGGACACUAAACACAGAGCAUCAUUUCCAGCACCUUAAAAUAUAAAAAGAAGCUUAAAUAAGCCCCGAUCCCUGGCCAGUGUGAGCUAUGAUAUGAAAAUUGGCCCAAAGCCUGGCCCUACAGGUGUAAAAGACAACGCGGUUACUGUAUAUAGGAAAAGUACAAUGAUAAAAUGUAUUCAAUGUAAUAUUAUUUUAUAACAAAAGUAUUACAUAAACUGCAGUAAAACUGUUGAGCAGCUGCAGGGGAAGCUUUUGUUCAUAGCGGCACUGUACUCUUAGGUUCUGAAAGCUGUCCUCGCGCACAAAGAAACACUGAGGUUAUAAUGUUUAGGAGCACUGGGCAGAGAUUAUUUAAAUGAGUGACAUUGUUACCUCACAAUAUCCAGAAGCAGCAUUCUGUAUUCUGAACCAGCUGUUCGAGGUAGUUCUUGAAAAGGGUUUUCUGUUAAAGAGAUCUUCUGCCUAUGGAGUGGAGUUUGAGCUUAGGGUUAGGUCCAUUUAAACUCACUUUCACUAAUAAAGCUUAAUGACUAUAAUAGGAACAUGUUAAAGGGUUAGUUCAGCCAAAAAUUAAAAUGAUGUCAUUAAUGACUCGCCCUCAUGUUGUUCCAAACCCGUGAGACCUCCGUUCAUCUUCGGAACACAGUUUAAGAUAUUUUAGAUUUAGUCCGAGAGCUUUCUGAUCCUCCAUUGAAAAUGUAUGUACAGUAUUCUGUCCAUGUCCAGAAAGGUAAUAAAAACAUCUUCAAAGUAGUCCAUGUGAUAUCA
This is a messenger RNA of Carassius gibelio (silver crucian carp), 2341 nucleotides long. It is a transcript of the gene pspc1, whose product is annotated as paraspeckle component 1. Gene Ontology annotation, biological process: regulation of DNA-templated transcription. Gene Ontology annotation, cellular component: nucleus. The transcript has 9 exons. Lineage: Eukaryota; Metazoa; Chordata; Actinopteri; Cypriniformes; Cyprinidae. Gene Ontology annotation, molecular function: RNA binding. Bases 209 to 1609 code for a protein of 466 amino acids. The record is from RefSeq and is a predicted model, not a curated record.